AAGGACCCCUGGAUUGGAGGGGGGGGGAGAGGAGUGUGCGCCUGCUGAGUGUCCGUGUGUGUGCGCCGAGGGGGCCGCUCUCCCUUCCCGUUGCCUUUUUAAGGCGCGGCCUCUCCUCCUCCUCCUCCUCCCGCUCCUUGGCUGCGUGUCCCUGGCCUCCCUCCCUCCCUCCCUCUUCUUCUUCCCGGCCGAGGACGCCUUUCGCUCCAGAGGACCGCAUCCGUCGCCGAGGGAGGGAGCGAGCGAGGGAGGGCGAGAGGAGGCGCUGAGCUCCCUCGGGCUUCGCUGAGCCUCCGCCAGCUGCUGCCUUCCUCGCCAUCCAUCCUUCCUUCCUUGCCUGCCUGGCUCUCCUUCUCUCCCGUGAUGUGAUGUGAGGGAAGGGGGGCAUCUCCCCAUCGGCCGCCGCCUCACGACGGAGCGUGCGGCGGAGCAGCGGGCCAAGGGCCGCGCCCCCAUGAAGAGCAAGGAGAAGGAGAAGGAGAAGGAGCCGGCCUCGGGCGGCAGCGCGGAGAGGGGCAAGCCGGCCACCUACACGGGGGACAAGAAGGCGCGCAUGGCGGCCAAGACCAACAAGAAGUGGGUGCGCCUGGCCACCGUCCUGGCCUACGUCCUCUCCGUCUCGCUGGCCGCCAUCGUCCUGGCCGUCUACUACAGCCUCAUCUGGCAGCCCGUGCGCGGAGGCGGGGCGCCCCACGGACAGCACAGGCCCCCCGGAGCGGGAGGGCACCUCGGCAGCCCCGCCACGCAGCCCCACGCCACCGGGCAGCCCGCCACGCCGCCGCCAGGGGAAGGCCUCGCCGCCACCGCCGUCGCCCGGGACCCCGGCAGCACUUUGGCGCCCUAGCGACGCCCCCUCCUCGCCCUCCUCCUCCUCCUCCUCCUCCCGCCCCACGGACGCCCACCGCCCGCCUCGCCUCUCCCGCCAGAGAGAAGCUGCCUCCAGGCCUCGGACUCCCGGACCCAAAGACACCAGGGACCGCUUUCCUUCUUGGCCUGCUGCUCUACAACUCCCCUCGCCUCCUCUCCCUUGCUUCCCUCACUCUCUGGGACCGGACCUUGGUUUGAGUUUUUAUUAUGAACCCAGGACCUAGUAUUUGGGCUCAGGUAUGUCUGGGACGCCGACCCUUCUGGAGGAGAAGCCCACCUGACGCACUUCUUAGUCCCAGGCCUUCGAAAAGGCGCUGUAGAUUCUAUAAUAUGUAUGUACCCGUAACGCGGAUUUAGAGAAGGAAUUGAAGUCUCAAGGGCUAUGUGGGGAACGUGGCUUUCUUGGAAGGCCAUGCUAUAGGGUUGGGUGGGGGGAAAUGGAAGGCUAAGGUCCCUGUUUGAGCCUAUACUUCAGGCAUGGGCAAACUUCGGCCAUCCAGGCGUUUUGGACUUCAACUCCCACCAUUCCUAGCAGCCUCACCCCGCCCAGCCACUUCCUAACACUUCAAACCCUUUCCUUUUCCCCCUCAGCCCUUCCUAACAGCCUCAAGCCCAUUCCUUUCCCCACUCAGCUGCUUAAGUGGCUGAGGGGGAAAAGGAAGGGGUUUGAGAUUGUUAGGAAUGGCAGGUGUGGAAGUCCAAAACACCUGAAGGGCCCAGGUUUGCCCCUGCCUGCUAUACUUGAUUACACAUCUGUUUGAAAGGUGUUCUCUUCUGUAAACAUGUUCAGAUAGACAUGGUUCCCCGAGAUGCUCAGGCCUUAUGACUGUAUUUCAUUAGGCUUUUAACCUUUGGGUUUUUUUCCUCCCCCUUAUCUUUUUUGAGACAAGUUGCAUCAUUUCAACACUCUCCUCUUUCUUAAUGUCUCCCCCUUGUCCAGUUUGGGGCUAAACCUUCAGAUUGAGAUCCUAAAUGGUGACAAAAGAUUUGGUUUCCAAUGCUCAGGCCUUGUGACUGUGGAUGUAGAAUUAAUGCAGUUUGACACUUCUUGAAUGGCCCAGGCUCAGUGAUAAGGAAUCGUGGAAGUUGUCGUUUUUGCAGCACCAGCACACUUGGACAGAGAAGGCUAAAGGCCUUAUAAAACGAUCCCCUCACCCCCACCAUUGCAUAGCAUUGAGCCUUGUUCGUCAAAGUGGUGUCAGACUGCACUAAUUUAAUAGAUUCAUCCUCUGUUUAAACAUUUGGGUUUUUAUGUGUUGUUGAAGGCUUUCAUGGCCGUGACCACUGGAUUGCUGUGAGUUUUCCGGGCUUUAUGGCCAUGUUCCAGGAACAUUCCCUUCUGACGUUUCACCCACAUUGAUGGAAACUAGGCAAGUAGGUUUAUAUAUCUGUGGAAUGUCCAGGGUGGGAGAAAGAACUCUUGUCUUUCCCCAGGCAGGAAGCUGCCAAGCUUUGAAGCUGCAAGGCUAUUCAAUGCUAAACAAGGUCAUCAAUUGCAACAUUCAUACUUGCCUCAAACAGACAGGAAUAGUUUCUCCCACCCUGAGCAUUCCACAGAUAUAUAAACCCCACUUGCCAAGUUUCCAACAAACCUCACAACCUCUGAGGAUGCCUGCCAUCAAUGUGGGUGAAACAUCAGGAGAGAAUGCUUCUGGAACAUUGCCAUACAGCCCAGAAAACUCACAACAACCCAGUUUGAGGUUUUUUCCACUUACCUUUUUCCAGGCAAACUGGGCCCCAAUUUGAUUCUCAUUCCAGGAUUCCAAUUCUAUCUCAGUUUUGUGUCCAAAGUCUUCAUUCUGUUCCCUUUAAUCCUAAAUAAGAAUAAAUCCUAUUUAUUUGGCUGAUUUUGGGGGUUUUUGUCUAGGUCUGUUUCCUCAACAGAACCACCAGGGAAUAAUGAAAGCAGUAGUCUUGGGAUCCUAUUGUCUAGGAAUCCCUUCAACCUCUCUCAUUUUUCGGAUGCUUGGAAUGACCUCUGGAACUUCCAGACAGAAAUAAAUUGGAUGUUUCCUGCUUGGCCACAAUUACUGCAAAUGUGAUUUGUACGUGCAGUCCCAGAAGUAGUUCCGGCAUUAAAUCAAGGGGAAUGUAGUUAGUGUGGCCUUUUCUAACCUGAUGUCUUCCAGAUGUGAUGGAAAAUAGCUGCCAUCAUCCCUCCAAACAUGAUGGGGUGUCUUGUCCAGCAUGUGUGGAGGGUGCCAGUUUGAGAAAGUCAGAGGCUGGAUCUGCACUGCCAAAUAAUGCAGUUUGAACUGUGUUAUAUAGUCAGUUCUAGAACCAUAUAAUGAAGUACAGUUCUGUUCAAACUGCGUUAUAUGGGUCUACACCAGGCAUGGGCAAACCUGGGCCCUCCAGGUGUUUUGGACUGCAACUCCCACAAUUCCUAACAGCCAGUAGACUGUUAGGAAUUGUGGGAAUCAUAGUCCAAAAUACCUGGAGGGGCCAAGUUUGUCCAUGCCUGGUCUACACACUGACUAUAUAAUGCAGUUCAAAUGUACUGCAACCACCCUCACACCAGGUAAUAGUUUCCCAACACCUGGAUAAGCCUAACCACUUGUCUGGAGGCUAUGCUGAAAACAAUGUCUUUUAAUUUUUCUUUAUCUUGCCUUUUGACUUUAAAAUAUGGUGGUGUUCCAGUUGAUGACAUGCCUGCUGAAGAAUGUACUAUAAAAAAGAGUAGAAUGUAGUUUAGAAGGCUGAAACUUAGGCAGAGUGGUGGUCUGGCUUAUUUUAUUUUAAUAUUUAUCUUCUCUGUGUCAGACUCAUAAAAUCUCAAGAUGAAAGCCUGGCUAUUUCCAACACAAAAAGGUGGUGGACACUUAGGAAGGUUUUCCCAUGCUGCAUUUUUCUACAAUCCUUUCAGUUUCACUGUGAGGAAAAGGGUCUUUGCAGAGAAUCUUGUAGUUCUUUACAUUUUCAUUCUGCUGACCCAUCUGCUUGUAUUACAUUUUUUCUUUGACUUUAAAGUGCUCCAAGACUUUGUUGAUGUUUUGGCUGAAACUGACUAAAAAUUGCUGCCUCUUUGGAUCAUGGGUGGUGUGAUGGAUUGCUUAUCUGCUUUUUUGACUGCUGUGAAUAUUAUGGGCUCUAUAGCUGUGAUGUACACCAGCUAUGUACACCCUAUGAAGUAGCCUUUAGCAUACUCCGCAGCAGUAGAUGGGAGCUUGGAAACACACAGCACAAUCGUAUACAUUUUUAUUAGAAGCAAGCCCCUUUGACUUUGGUGAGACUUCUUUCCUAGUUAAUAUAUAUAUAGGAUUGCAGCCUUACUAGCCAUGAGUACUAACAGCAACAUUACCUCAUGGAGCCAGUAUAGGACCAUGUCUUGCUUCUUAGAAGAAGCUCGGUAACCUAUUUUCAGUUGUUCUCUCCUUUGGUGAAUUUGGCAGUCUGCUCCCUUCUGCUCAGCUGUGUCAAAGCACUGUACUCACAAUUUCAAAAAAGCAGAUACUUUGCAAACAAAACAGUAUAAUAGACAUCUCUUAGGAGUCUUUUAGAAGGGAGGGCCACAAACCUUUGACAAAAGAUACAUGAUCUACCCCCCAUUUGUGUUAAUUCAAGUAAAUAGCAACAACAUGUACCCUUAAAAGGAUUUUUUUAAAAUAGGCUAUAUGGUUAAACUGCUGGUUGGGCAUAUUGAACAUGUAUUUUAAAAAAGUAUGCUUCUUCUUGGAUAUCAACGUCUUGGAAAGAAGGAAGCAAGUAUGGGCAAAAUGGCUUUAAUAUCAGGCGGCCAAGCUGUAUCCUUCUGUACGGUUAUCGCCAAAUGUCAGACUUGAUAAAUAGGUUUAGAUUUAAACUUGUGAACAUGCUCUAAUGUUGUCUAUAUCUAAAUCAGCCAUGUAAGCUGUCUGUAUUCAAAGUUCUGUAUAUUUUUUAAGAAAAAUAUUUUUAAGGUGACAAAAAAAUACAUUGAAAGAUUUCUGCCAAAAACUCAUGUGGUUUUAGACUUCUGCUUAUUUGGUGUUUAUUUUAAUUCUCAUUUCUUUGAAGAAUAUUCUCCUUUCCUGUAUGUUGAAGGCUGAGAAUGGGAAUAAUGUGCCAAUUUCAUUCCUGGUGAGCAAGCUGGGCUAAUUCAUUUAAUUCUGUAUAUGAACACUUUGGUUUCUAUGUUACUGCAGACCUCAGAAUGGGCGAAUGUAAACCUUUUAUAUAUCAGAGAAGGAUUCAAGGGGCAAAAUAGCUGCAUGGUAGCAUUUCAUCCAAGAGAAGAAUGUGUGAAGUUAUCUCAUAGAAGAGGUUAUCUCCAGACUACAGUGCUUACAAUUCCUUAGCAUUGGCCAAGCACUGCAUGGUAGUGAUUGAAUUAUUAAACAAAAACAUCUAGAGCAGGCUUUCUUGAACUUUUUGUCCUAGAGAAAUCCUUGAAAUAAUUUUGAGAUCUUGGGAAACCCAUAUAUAAAAACUGUUAUAUCAACAGCUUUAAAAAAAACAUUUUUCCUGAUCACAGAACCUCUAUCAAUGCCUUGUAAAAACCAGGGUUGUUGAGAAUUAUGACUGAAAAACCCUGAUCGAAAGGGUUACAUUUUCCUCACCUUGUAAUAAAGCAUCACUUAAUUUUAUCCUGCAGAUAAAGCCCCUAUAUUUAAAGAUGGUUUUCCAAACAUUUUGCAUGGUUCUGAUCUUUGAAGGCAUAACUGGAGAAAAUCCUGAAGGCACAACAAUUCCAUAUGCUAUACAAAUUCCUAUGUUAAAAGUACUUGUGUUUAGGAAUACCUGUGCAGUUCUGAAUCAGUUCAUACGUGUAAGUGUACAACUUUUUGUUUUACCUAUGAUAAUCACAUGAGAUUCUUUAUCUGCCUGUAAUAUCCUCUAUAGGAGAUAAGAAAGCUCUAAUCAUGGCAGUUUCUUUUAUUGGAAGUAGGAUUUGGCUGCUGUACAAUUUGAUCCUUUGAAGUUGGCAGAAACAAAUCUAUUGGGAAAUGCUGCCUAUAUUAACAGUCUGAACUAGAAGCGCACAAAAAAAAGGAUGGAUUGGGGAGGAAGGAAGCAGAUUUAUCCAAUUCAAAGAAAUUUCCAUUCAGUUGGAGCAGAACUCGUCACCCAAACAGUACGUUUUCUGACUCCUAGCAUCCCCAAGCUAUUGUGGCGAGCAUCGACUGGGGCUACAGGGAAUUGCAGUUCAAAAAGCACAUUUUCUAAGAUCUGAUGCUAGAAAUUUGGCUCAGGGAAAUAUGAGUUCCUGAGAUCCCAUGUGACUAGGAGCCGUUCUACUGACUUGCAAUUUGCUUUGUUAUUUUACAAAAUAUAUUUAAAGGCUAAAAUAGAUUUUGCUGGAACUUCCUGUAAUUAGGUGUUCCACAGAGGUAGUGGGUUUUUUUAAAUUUUCAUUUGUUUUUUAGGGAUGGGAUGAGCUUUGUUAGUUUAUACAGUAUGCCUUCAUAUAAACCAACUAAUUUUGGAUUUGAUAUCCAUGGUUUCUCUUACUCAUGCUCAAAGACCCACCCCCUGCAGAAUUGUUUGUGGGCCCUUCUAGAUCCCCCAAUGCAGUUCUAUGAUGCUUUUAGACUAAGUGCAGCAAAAAUGUAAAGUUCACUAUCCAUGGCUUCAGGUAUUCAUGGGGGAUCUUGGAAUGUAUCCCCUAUGAAUAUGAGGGUCAUGCUGUACACAGGAACCCUAGGGUUUUCUUGGCCAGAAAGAGGAAAAUUUUCCUUGCCUUUUCACUAAUCCUGACCCAUGCUUUCUUUUUUCAUCAUAGAGUUAGUGCCUUUCCAAGCACUACUUGCUAAAGUCAAUGAAAGAAAAAGAGUAAGGAAUUGAAUCCAAACACUGCUCUGUAAUGUCCCCACUUUUUCAUGACUGUGUAAGGGAGAAUCUUUUUCUACAUGUUCUAGCCAAGGCACUUCUUAGAAAAGGAUACCUCUCCCACGGGGACAAUUUGGCCGGAGAGUCCUGUUAAACCAUUGUAAACGCAUCACCAAUGAACCGUUUUCCUUUUUGAUAUUCCAGAGAAAAAUUAAUUCCAUGUGCGUUCCAGCGCUCUUUCCCCAUAAUUCUACACUGCUUGAUGAUGGAGUGGUGGUUCAUGGGGGUUUACACAUGUAUUUCUGGCUUUCAGGUUAAUAGAUCUUAUUAUAGAAUAAGAUAGGAGCCCCGGUGGUUAAGUGCGUUAAAGCACUGAGCUGGAGACCGAAAGGCCCCAGGUUCAAACCCCGGGAGCGGCGUGAGCGGCCGCUGUUAGCUCCAGCUCCUGCCAACCUAGCAGUUUGAAAACAUGCCAAUGUGAGUAGAUCAAUAGGUACUGCUCCAGCGGGAAGGUAACGGCGCUCCAUGCAGUCAUGCCGGCCACAUGACCUUGGAAGUGUCUACGGACAACGCCGGUUCUUCGGCUUAGAAAUGGAGAUGAGCACCAACCCCCAGAAUCGGUCACGACUUGACGUAAUGUCAGGGGAAGCCUUUGCCUUUUAUAGAAAUAAUAAUAAUAAUAAUAAUACUUUAUUUAUAUCCUGCCACCAUCUUCCCACGGGGACCCGGGGCGGCUCACAUGGGGCAAGGCCUGGUCAACAUAGUUCACAAAAGUAACAACAUGAAUACAUUAGCAAGAAUAUUGAAAGACAUGCCAUACCAGGGAAGUGUAGAAAGGUUACUGGUGAUAAUGGUAUUAAUAAUAACAAUUUUUUAUUUCUAACCUGCCUUCUCUCCCCAAAGGGACUCAGGGCUUCCAAAUUCAAAUGCAAAAAUUCAGUGCCACAUACAAACAUAAAAACACAGCACAAUAAAAUAACAAAUAAAUCAUAGUUAAAAGGGCAAAUAAAAUAGACACUAUGGGGCGCAUAAAUGGUCAGGCCUCAAAGUGCAAUAGCAAUAAGUACUGUUUAAGUAUAAAAUCUAGGAAUAUAAAAUAUAAAUGUAAAAGUGGUGAUGUGGAGAUCAGUACAGUAUAAUUGUUGUUUAUUUUUAAAUUUUAUUGGCAACCUUCUCCUGGACAACUCUUCUAGGCUCAUAAGCAACUCAAUUCCCUCUCAUUUCCCUUCAGUUUGCUACUGAAUUGCUGGUGUUGGCUGAUAACCAGGCAUUCAUCGCUUCUCUGUUGGUAUCAUGAACAAGUUUGACCAUAUCACAAGUCAACUUACCAAUGUCAAGGCAGAAUAUUGUUCUAAAAACCAAGGAGCCCAGGAAGUAUCCUGGGAGACAGGUAGCCAAGUAUCUUUUAGGGACAUCUCUGCUCUUACUUUGCAUAAGACAAUUUCACAUCCAGUAGAACAGUGGGCGCACCAAUGGGGUGGUGGGGGGAUGAUGCAUGAGACAUGUAUUAGUGCCAAGUAUGAUAUGGUUCACCAAAUUUUGUUACUGUGUGCCUCCAAGUUGUUUCUGAUUUAUGCCAACCCUAAGAUGAACCUAUCCCUGGUUUUCUUUUCAAGAUUUGCUCAGAGAGUGUUUGGCUUGCCUUCCUAUGAGGCUGAGAGUGUUUGACUUGCUCAAAGCCGCCCAAAGAUUUCCUUGACUUUGGUCCAACACUGAAAUGAUUGCACUACUCUGGCCAUCAUUUUAGGUAUUUAUUAGUAAGGAACAGAUUUUGAUGACAUCUGCUUCUAUGAACUAGAUCACUUUUUUUACAAGAAAUAUAGCUAAAGACUAUCUGUUGGGUUUCAGAUAUAAGAUAUAAUCUGAGAUAUUUGUUACGAAUUUCCUGGCUGUUUCAGAUGAUGAAACUAAUUAAAGAUUUUCUUGACUCUU
This is a messenger RNA of Anolis carolinensis (green anole), 8547 nucleotides long. RefSeq names its product InaF motif containing 2 (gene inafm2). The record is from RefSeq and is a predicted model, not a curated record. NCBI's taxonomy places the organism in Eukaryota, Metazoa, Chordata, Lepidosauria, Squamata, Anolidae. The coding region runs from base 455 to 844 and encodes 129 amino acids. The transcript has a single exon.